Messenger RNA from Kazachstania africana CBS 2517, 1617 nucleotides. Its product is annotated as pepsin-like aspartic protease. The transcript has a single exon. NCBI's taxonomy places the organism in Eukaryota, Fungi, Ascomycota, Saccharomycetes, Saccharomycetales, Saccharomycetaceae. Gene Ontology annotation, biological process: proteolysis. Bases 1 to 1617 code for a protein of 538 amino acids. Gene Ontology annotation, molecular function: aspartic-type endopeptidase activity. The record is from RefSeq and is a predicted model, not a curated record.
AUGCUGAUUUUUACUUCACAAUUAUUUCUUGCUUACGUUAGUACCGCCGCACUUGGCAAUAUGGUACUACCUGAAAUAUCAAGAUUUAGCCAACAUAAUAAUGGAUUCUUAGACCUUCAAUUUAACAAGUUAUAUGGCACCUCUUUCGACAUAGCAAAAAAGUGGCAAGAUAUUAAUUUAGGACAACAUAAUCUCAAUUUCAAACAAAGCGAACUCUAUAAGAGAGCUUCUUCUGACUAUCAAGAAUUAGAAAUAAAAAAUCAGCAAAGCUUUUAUUCUUUGGAUCUGUUCAUUGGCACCCCUGGACAAAAUGUAACUGUGCAGAUAGAUACUGGCUCUUCUGAUUUAUGGGUAACAGGUUCUAAUAAUCCAUAUUGCAACGGUUCUACGUUCAGUGACACAGUACCAUCACGAGAGCUAUUUAACUGUUCCCAGUACGGGACUUUCAACACUAAUAAAUCAAGUACCUGGUCCUCUAAUAAUAGCCGUUUUUUCAUACAGUACGGUGAUACAACGUUCGCCUCUGGCACUUGGGGACGAGAUGUUAUGAGUAUCAAUGGAUUAAACGUCACUGGAUUGACGUUUGCAGUGGCUAAUGCCUCAAAUUCUUCAAAUAGUGUCCUUGGUAUUGGAUUAACCCAGUUGGAAACUACAUAUAAUGGAAGUAAUUCAUCUCAUUCUUACACAUAUGCCAAUUUUCCUGUAGUAUUGAAGAAUGCAGGAUUGACCGAGUCAAUUUCUUAUUCACUCUUUCUCAAUGAAUUAGACGCCGAAAGCGGUUCAAUACUGUUUGGUGCUGUUGACCAUUCGAAAUAUUCUGGUAACCUCUACACCCUACCAUUAGUAAAUACGUAUAAAGAUCGUGGCUUUCCAAAUCCAAUAGAGUUCGCAGUUACCUUACAAGGAAUUGGUAUCGUAUCGGGCUCAAAGAAGACAACCAUAACACAGACAAAAUUAGCUGCUAUAUUAGAUUCUGGAACUUCAUUAACUGUUUUACCGGGUACCAUUAUUCAUAGUAUUGCAUCCUCACUUAAUGGCAGAUAUAGUCCAUUAAUCGAUAGCUAUCUCGUUAGCUGCUCCUUAAGAAAUUCUACCAACACAAAUCUAGUAUUUGAUUUUGGGGGGUUUACUAUCAAAGGGACACUAUCCAAUUUUAUUCUAGAGAUAGAGGAUGAUAUUUGUAUUCUUGGUCUCAGCUCAGUAGAUGAAAACAGUGUGAUUCUAGGUGAUACCUUUUUAGCAAGUGCCUAUGUUGUUUAUGACUUGGAAAAUUUGCAAAUCUCAAUGGCACAGGCUAAAUUCGAUAAUAGUACCAGUGAUAUUGAUGUUAUCAGGGGGAAUAGUGGUGUCCCAAGUGCCAUAAAAGCGCCCGGCUACUCUAGCACUUGGACUGCUACACCAAGUUCAAUUAGUACAGGCGGUAAUAUAUUCCCCACAGUAACCAGUAGGAGCUCGACACAGACUAGUACACAUAAGGGUAAUUCAGACGCUUCAACGACGUCAAGCACGCAAACCAAAAAGAACUAUGGUAAUAGAGAAAAUCCACGAAUCCUAUCUUCAAUUUACUUUCUACCCAUCAUCAAUUUAAUAUUGGACCCCCUUUUUGAUGGCCUAUAA